CCUCCUUUCUCAAAUUUCCUUUUUCAUCAACUUUAGUUUGGAUGAAUCAUGACGCUAAGGGAGAUUUCUUCAAAGAUAAGCUUGGCCAAUUGAAGGAUUUGGAUAAGACCUACAACCAUAAGUCAUCAACUACAAGGAGUCUGAAAUUGAUUCAAGGUGAGAGUCCUAAUGCCUAAAAAGUAUGAAUCUAGACUUGAAAACAGGUAGAUGUGGGAAGAACUAAGAAAUCUCAUUCCAAAUAGGAUUGGGUUGUUAUCUUAGGAAUUUGGAUUGCAUAUUAGAAGCAUAAUAGGAUUGGGUUUUCACUUUUGUCUAUAAAAAGUGGGUCUUUGGCUUUAGAUAGGGCAUUCAAAAAUUGAGGGAGAAGGGGAAGAAAUCCGAGAGCCGGUAGAAAAGGUGUCAAGCAAAGGAAGGAGGAAAUCUUGUAUUUUGAAGUUUGCAGCAAAUAAAUAAAUUGGCUUUUC
Messenger RNA from Rubroshorea leprosula, 464 nucleotides. The record is from the annotation of a GenBank genome assembly. Lineage: Eukaryota; Viridiplantae; Streptophyta; Magnoliopsida; Malvales; Dipterocarpaceae.